CCUCAUAGAUUGUUUUUUGGUAGACUCAGCAGCUGUGAGCCUUACGAUGUCUCCCACAGGAGAUUUUCUAGCUUCAACACAUGUAGAUGAUCUUGGAAUUUAUUUGUGGUCAAACCGUUCUCUGUAUUCACUUGUCUCUUUACGGCCCCUUCCAGCAGAUUAUGAACCUUCUAUGGUGACACGCCCUAGCACCUGCCCUAUGCAAGAUGUGGAUGUGGCAGGAGAUGAAGAAACAUGUGAUGAGAUGAUAGAAUAUGUCUCACCUGAGCAAUUGGGAGAGCAGCUGGUGACCCUUUCCUCAUUACCGGAAUCAAGAUGGAAAAAUCUCCUCAGUCUUGAUGUUAUCAAGAAAAAAAAUAAACCAAGAGAGCCACCAAAAGUUCCCAAGACAGCCCCUUUCUUCAUCCCAACAGUUCCUGGUCUUAUACCCCGAUACAUUGCUCCAGAGGAAGAGAAUGAUACACAGUCAAAGGUAGUAAACCUUGGAAUACUGGCACAGAAAUCUGAUUUCUACAUUCAUCUUGAAGAAGCCCUGAGCACUAAUGAAUAUACAGCUCCACUUAAUUUACUGAAAAGCCUGGGACCAUCUAAUAUUGAGAUAGAACUAAGGGGUUUGGCCCCUGAAGGUGGUGGCUCAAUGGAAGUGAUGCUAAGCUUUUUGAGAAUGAUUGGGAUGAUGCUGAACAAGAAGUACAACUUUGAACUUGCUCAGGCAUACCUUGCACUAUUUUUAAAGUUACAUCUUAAGAUUCUCUCAUCAGAGCCAAACCUAUUGGAAGAGGUAUCCAGAUUGUCAACGCAACUUGAGGAAACUUGGAUUCAUUUGCGGACGAUCUUCAAUCAGAGUCUGUGUGUGUUAACAUAUGUGAAAAGCGCUUUGCUGUAAAAUACUUACAGGUUUUGUCUGCAUAAAAUUCGCCUCGGAAUAAUAGUACAACUUAUUACCAAAAAUACUGGAUUCCAAGAAUUAUACUGGGACUUCUGAUGCUGUAUUUUGUACAUCUGUGUAUGGCAAAGUAUUUCAGAAC
Molecule: messenger RNA, 1028 nt
Organism: Fulmarus glacialis (Northern fulmar)
Lineage: Eukaryota; Metazoa; Chordata; Aves; Procellariiformes; Procellariidae
Product: WD repeat-containing protein 36-like
Exons: 7
Biological process (GO): rRNA processing
Cellular component (GO): Pwp2p-containing subcomplex of 90S preribosome; small-subunit processome
Molecular function (GO): protein binding
Source: RefSeq, a predicted model, not a curated record